Messenger RNA from Aspergillus oryzae RIB40, 312 nucleotides. RefSeq lists its product as uncharacterized. Bases 1 to 312 code for a protein of 103 amino acids. The transcript is spliced from 2 exons. NCBI's taxonomy places the organism in Eukaryota, Fungi, Ascomycota, Eurotiomycetes, Eurotiales, Aspergillaceae. The record is from RefSeq and is a predicted model, not a curated record.
AUGACCUACACAUCAGAAAAGCCAGAGGAGGACCCGGAACGAGGGCUAUUGAUCAAGUCACCGGUGAAUUAUGAAACAGAUGAGAAGAUCGAAUAUGCCAGUGAUCAUGAGUCUGAGGCAUCUACGGAGCGGUUGAUCCCAGGUCCCAGCUUCAUUAUCUGGACUGGGAUCAACAUCCUCUCGACCGUUGCCAUCACCCCUCAUUCCGCAACUGCCAAGUAUCAUUCGCAGCAUAUCACUUCUUCGUCACCGGUGCCACAUUAUGGGCCGCAUCGCGUCCCUGGUGCGGCUUCUUCGUUCCCAAAAGCGUAG